Messenger RNA from Trichomonas vaginalis G3, 513 nucleotides. RefSeq lists its product as uncharacterized. The coding region runs from base 1 to 513 and encodes 170 amino acids. The record is from RefSeq and is a predicted model, not a curated record. The transcript has a single exon. Lineage: Eukaryota; Parabasalia; Trichomonadida; Trichomonadidae.
AUGUCGAUUUGCGAAUGUAUUGAACCGCCAUCUAGUCGCAAUAUGGAAAGGAUCAUUCCAUCAGCAAGCAUUGUUCAUUCCACAGAAAACGUUCCAGCUUCCGACUUUAAUAUAUCCAAAAACACUGAAAAAGACGGUAAAGGGCGUUUUGCUAAUAGAAGACUUUCUUUUGAUGUCAGAAUAUUUGCUGGUGUCCACAUGAUGCCCCCAGAUGAUGGUCAAAACAACAAAUUUGUAAUCGAUAAAACUACUACGUCCAAAUCGAAUAUUCAAUUUAAGAUCAGUCGCUCUCAAAGGAGUGGAACUGUUGUUCAAUUUCGACCAGAAAAUAACGAGCCCGAAGUACCGACCGUACAUUCUAAUGGCGAUUUCAUCAAAAUCUUGAAUGAACCAAAGAGUGACUUUGUCCCGAUUCAAAAAACCAAGCUUCCCAGCAAGUUUACAGUGGAUAUCUCAACAAAUACACCACAAACAAAUCAUCCUUAUGAAGUCAAUGAUCUCAUUCAAUUUUAA